Messenger RNA from Stylophora pistillata, 2929 nucleotides. RefSeq names its product long-chain-fatty-acid--CoA ligase 4. Gene Ontology annotation, biological process: long-chain fatty acid metabolic process; neuron differentiation; long-chain fatty-acyl-CoA metabolic process. Gene Ontology annotation, molecular function: long-chain fatty acid-CoA ligase activity. Gene Ontology annotation, cellular component: endoplasmic reticulum; plasma membrane; lipid droplet. The record is from RefSeq and is a predicted model, not a curated record. NCBI's taxonomy places the organism in Eukaryota, Metazoa, Cnidaria, Anthozoa, Scleractinia, Pocilloporidae.
ACUCUUACAAAUCUAUAUUUUGAGAACACUAUAAGGCCAAAUAUAGUUAAAAUACUGCCAGAGGCGUAUUUAGUCGCGAAAUUCUGUCUGGUGUGGGAUUUGGACGGCGUGGGAAAGUGGUCUGAUGUAUUUGAAUGCGCGCGCAUGUCACCGACGGGUUGGAAAGAGGCGCGUGGACUUUGUACGAGUUAGUACUUGCAUCUCCCUUUUAUGACCACACACUGUUGACGUUACAUGAGUAUGGAGACCUCUUUGGUGGAGAAGGUGUUUCUCUUCGGCCUCAACGUUGCCGGCUGGUUGUGGGGUAUUGUGAGCUUUUUACCGUGGUAUUAUUUUGUCGGUAGAAAGCAGUAUCGACCCAAUCAUAAUGUACAAGCUCUUCCAGUUAACGAUCUUCCCGGCGGACCAUAUCGAUGUGUAGAACAUUUCGGUUCUUUGAAGACUUCUCUCUACGAUGGUGUCACAACGUUGGAUCAGAUGUUCAAGCGAGCUGUAAACUUGUAUCCUUACAGAAAAUGUCUUGGAACACGAGAGAUAAUCAAAGAAGAAGACGAGAUGCAGCCUAAUGGCCGAGUGUUCAAGAAACUUGUGUGCGGCGAAUACAGCUGGUUGACUUAUGCUGAGGUUGAUGUCAGAGCGAGAGCUUUUGGAAAAGGAUUGGCUGCUUUGGGGCAGCAAGUCAAAGAAAAUAUUGUGAUAUUUUCAGACACAAAGGCUGAGUGGAUGAUUGCUGCACAGGGAUGCUUUGCUCAAAAUUUCCCUCUUGUUACAGUUUAUGCCACACUUGGAGAUGAAGCUCUCAUUCAUGGCAUCAAUGAAACAGAAGUUAGAUUUAUCAUCACAGAUGCUUCUCUGCUCCACAAGCUCUCGGCUGUUAUCGACAGGCUACCCAAAGUUGAGCACAUUGUGUACCUUGGAAAUGUUGUGAAGAAAUCUGCACUUCUAGGCUUUUCCAGGAGAGUUAAAGUCCAUUCUAUGCAUGAUGUGGAAGAGAUUGGGGAGUCACAAGAUGACGCUUCCAUGGUUCGGAAAGGUCCUACCCCUGCUGAUGUUGCAGUUAUAAUGUAUACAAGUGGUUCAACAGGACUUCCCAAAGGUGUCAUCAUUCCUCACAGUUCUCUGAUGGCUGCUGUUGCUGGUGUUAUUGGGAGAGUACAGCCAUCUUUGAGUGAGAAAGAUAUCUAUGUUGGUUAUCUUCCAUUAGCACAUGUCUUGGAGCUGUUGGCAGAAAAUGCAGUACUUGCGCAUGGGGCCUCCAUAGGAUAUUCCACUACUCUGACCCUCUCUGAUCAGUCCUCUAAAAUCAAGAAAGGAACAAAAGGAGAUUUAUCAGUCCUUAGACCAACUGUAAUGGCUGCAGUUCCAACAAUCAUGGAUAGGAUACGGCAAAAUGUUAUGGAGAAAGUCAAGGAAGGUCCACGUCUUCUGCAGCUGUUUUUCUCAUUUGCAUACAGCUACAAGUUGAAGCAGCUAAAACUUGGCUAUGAUACACCUAUUCUAAACAGAUUCAUUUUCUCCAAGAUGCGAAGUCUUCUAGGGGGUCGUGUACGCCAGAUCAUCAGUGGUGGCGCCCCUUUGUCUGAAGACACUCAGUUCUUUAUGAAUGUGUGCUUCUGCUGUCCUGUUGGUCAAGGUUAUGGUCUCACUGAGGUGUGUGGAGCAGGAACUGUCUGCAAUGCGUGGGACAGGACAACAGGUCGCGUGGGGCCUCCAGUGUCUUCAGCCCAAAUCAAGCUUGUCAACUGGGAGGAAGGAAACUACACAGUCACGGAUAAACCUUACCCCAGAGGAGAGAUCGUGAUUGGCGGUCCAGUCGUCAACCGCGGCUAUUUCAAUAAUCCAACGAAAACCGCUGAAGACUUUGAAGAAGACAGAAAUGGCAUGCGAUGGUUCCAUACUGGUGAUAUAGGCGAGUUCCAUCCCGAUGGAUGUCUGAAAAUCAUAGAUCGUAAGAAAGAUCUUGUGAAGCUGCAGAUUGGAGAGUAUGUGUCUCUUGGCAAAGUAGAAGCAGCGCUUGCACAGAGUCAGUAUGUGGAAGCUUUGUGUGUGUAUGCAGAGAGCCGUAACACCUUUGUGGUGUGCCUGGUGGUGCCACGCCCUAAACAGCUCAAGGCCCUAGCAGUGUCGCUCGGUGUUCAUACCGAUGACUGGGCUGAACAGUGCAAGAAUAAAGCCAUCCAAGAUGCCGUCCUCAAAGAUCUGCAGGCUCUCGGCAAAGCUUUGCGUCUCGAGAAGUUCGAGAUUCCUCAGCGUUUAACCCUUGUCCCCGAACAGUGGACGCCUGACACCGAUCUUGUUACCGCUGCUCUGAAGCUCAGACGAAAACAAAUUACAUCCUACUACAGCCAGACACUGGAUGCUAUGUACAACAGUUGAACGAGGUCUUAAAACUUCUUGGGAAAACUCCUGGAAAUCGGCGAGAAGUCUACUCUAUUUUCUCAAGGGGGAAAAACGGUCACCGUUAAUCCCUCUGCUUUCAAAUUACCGGAUCGUCCUCUUAACGAAAAUCUAAUUCUUGACCUUACCGAAUGGGUAAUUGAUCUUACCGAACGGAUAAUUCCUAAUUCGAAAAAUAAGAAAUCAGAAAUCCUGAAAAGAUUGUGCGAGCAAUUUUAUUUCGAUGACGGCAGGUUGCAGCAGUGCGAUGUUGCUGGUACUGCCUGAUUAAAGAGAAAACAAAACAGAGAUAUUUUACCCCGGGGCAGUAACUGCGCGAAAUGUUCUUUUUUUAAAUAUAUGAACUUUUAAUCGGAGAAGAUAUUUGUGUUCUAAUAAUUUCACAUGCAUCUUGUGAGGAAUCUGAUACAAACGAAUUUCGAUUAAUGGUGUGCAUGGAACUGGUCUCUGUGUCUGUGCAUAUGCACUUGGCAUAAUCAAAUACUGGCAAAGACAUUCUCGCAAAUAAAAAAAAAGUUAUUAUGAAUUGUCA